Molecule: messenger RNA, 2131 nt
Organism: Papilio polytes (common Mormon)
Lineage: Eukaryota; Metazoa; Arthropoda; Insecta; Lepidoptera; Papilionidae
Gene: nbs
Product: nibrin
Exons: 1
Coding region: 179-2071 (630 amino acids)
Biological process (GO): double-strand break repair via homologous recombination; mitotic G2 DNA damage checkpoint signaling
Cellular component (GO): Mre11 complex
Molecular function (GO): damaged DNA binding; protein binding
Source: RefSeq, a predicted model, not a curated record
UUCAAACACUUAAAACUGUCAAAUUCUCAACUUGUUAUUCUAAUUUUUAGGACGCUACGUUAACUUUACCGAAUUUUAAAAUUAUUUUGAUUUAGGGUAUUUCAUCGAAGUGAACACGCAAGUUUUGGAUUACAAGUUUUAAAUAUUGGUUCUUUGCCAAAUAAUACGUCAACAUAAAAUGUGGUAUUUAAGUUCUUCAAGUGACCCUAGAAUAAUUUACAUUUUACCAGAUAAGGAGAUUGUUGUGGGCAGAAGUGUUGAUACAGAAUUUUGUAAUUUCGCCAUACCAGAAGAUGCUUCUAUUAGUAGGAAACAUGCAUCAUUAUCAGUUUCUGGGAACGACUUGUAUUUGCAAGAUUUAGGCUCUAAAUAUGGCACUUUCAUUAAUAACUUCACAGAAAUGUUGGAGAGUGGAACAAAACAAAAAGUAAACAUUGGGGAUAAUAUUAAAUUUGGCAAGUUGAAUAGUGAGUGGGAAACACAUUUUAUAAAUUUGACAGCAUGUGCAUCAACUUUGAAAGGGGAAAGUCUUCUAAAAUUAAAAGAGAAUUUACACAGGUUGGGAGGUACAUUUAAGAAUGAUUGGGACAGUUCUUGUGGAUAUUUAACUAUGCCUGCUAUCACUUUAACCAUAAAAGUAGUCCUUGCUUUAGUACAAGGAGCACACAUUGUUACUAUUGAAUUUUGGAAUGAAUGUGUUGAAGCAACCUCUAAAUUUAGUAAAUUACCUGACCCAAAAAAUUAUAUGCCACAAAUUAUUGAAUCUACACUUAAUAAAGAAAAAGUAUCAUUUUUUCCUGAUGAGAAGAGAAAAAGUUUGUUUGCUGGUAAAACAUUUAUUUUCUUCUCAAGGAGACAACUUGAAAUGUAUAAAAAUGUUCUUGUAAGUAGUUCUGCAUCUGCACUGUUAUUAAGUGAAACAAAAUUAACAAAGUCAAUGCUUUGUGAAGAAAACAAAAUUGUGAUACAAUAUAACCUAAUAUCUACAAGUCAAGAAACACAAGUUCAGCGAAAUCAAAUUAAUGAGCUAGUAAACUAUUUAAAAAGUAAAGGUAAAAGAGUUGUAGCAGAUGCUGAGAUAGGUUUGGCAAUUUUAUAUUGCUCUUCAAGUAAAUAUUGUAACCCAGACUUUAAUUUCCCAAUUGAAGUAAUUAAGCAGAACUCUAGUGAGAAUGCUAAACCAGCAAAUAUCCUUGCUCAUGAAUCAGAAGAGCCUCUACCAUCUGUUUGCAAACAAGAAAAUGUUGUAAUUGAUGAAAGUUUAACUUCUAAUAUAGAUUCCAUAAGUAAUAAUGCCAGCAAUCCCAAAAGAAAAAGAGAUGAACAGGACAUGGAAAUAGUAAAUCCUUAUAAGAAAGUUGCAAUUGGUAAAGAGACAGAACAUAAUGAAUCAUCUAAUUCAACAAAAAGAUCAUAUGAAAAUAGUGAAGGUGACACAAAUCCAGUGAAGAAAAUAGCUUUAGAAACUAUUAAUGAAGACAAUGAAUUUUUCAAUUUCACUGCAUCAACAUCUAGAAGUGAGUGUAGUGAAAGUAAAAAAUUAAAUUUAGUAAAGCCAGUGAAGAGGAAACAAGAUUUUGUGAAUGAUGAAGAUGACAAUUUAUUUAACUUUAUUGAAGACAAUCCUAAACCUACAAAAAUUUUGAGAGACACACUGGAAUCUGAUAAGACUAGUUGGAAUAAACACAAUAUUUUAAAUGACGAAAAUAAUAGUAACCCUGUUUGUGAUAAAUUCGAAAUAUCUGCUUUAAGAGGUAUUAAACUAGAUGAGUUAAUGCAGAGCAAUUUGAAAUUGGAAUAUAAACCAAAGGUAAAGUCCGAAGAUGUCACAGGUUUAGAUGAAAAGCUAAAUGACCUUGAUUUAGGAUCAACUACAAUUAUUUUGAGAUCAGACUUAAUUGUGAAGAAAGAACCGGUGCAACUGAAUUCUGAUGAGAUCAAAGUAAAAAAUUUCAAGAAGUUUAAAAAGGUGUGGCCAAUUAAGAUGCAAAUUAGUAUAAUGUCAAAAUCAUCUGCAACAUCUAUUGAUGGAUCUGAUAAUACUAAUUUAUUAAGCAACACUGCUCUGUAACAAGUGAAAGAUGUUUCGAAGUACAUAUUAUGAUUGUAAUAUAAAAAUAUAUAAUGUUAA